GACCAUAGUCCAGCUGUAAAUCUUCAGUUAAACAUAGUCUUCAGAGGCCCCUUUUAGAGAGAGAGAGAGUGAUUGAAGAGUGAGGAGAAGAGCAGAUGCCCUCUUUAGUUCCAACUCCCAUCCACAAUUCCUAUUAGUUUCUUGUCUGCAUUUGAAGAUUUCGAGAGAAACAAAAAAAGGCUUUGGAUCAGAUUUGAAGACUGUAGCUCAAAAGGGGUUGGUUGAUCUGAGCUCUUUUAUGUGAAAGUUUUGCUGAGAAAUGGACCAAACAAUUGAGAGGUCUCCAAAUGCGCACAGGGGGUUUAGAGUUCAAGCUCCACUGGUUGAUUCAGUAUCAUGUUAUUGCAAGGUUGAUUCAGGCUUGAAAACAGUUGCUGGUGCGAGAAAAUUUGUACCUGGUUCAAAACUCUGUAUUCAGCCAGAUAUCAAUCCUCGUGCACACAAGAGCAAAAGCUCUCGCAGGGAGAGGUCAAGAGUGCAACCGCCUCUUCUUCCUGGCCUUCCAGAUGAUCUUGCGAUUGCUUGUUUGAUACGUGUUCCUCGUGUUGAACAUAACAAGCUCCGUCUAGUAUGCAAAAGGUGGUAUCGGCUUCUAGCUGGGAACUUCUUUUAUUCUCUGAGGAAAAGUCUUGGUAUGGCAGAAGAGUGGGUAUAUGUCACAAAAAGAGAUCGCGAUGGGCGGAUUUCAUGGCAUGCAUUUGAUCCAACCUACCAGAUGUGGCAACCUCUUCCUCCUGUUCCCGGUGAGUAUAGUGAUGCCCUCGGAUUUGGCUGCGCUGUCCUUAGCGGUUGCCAUCUGUAUUUGUUUGGAGGAAAAGACCCAAUUAAGGGGUCCAUGAGACGGGUCAUCUUUUAUAGUGCUAGAACAAAUAAAUGGCACAGGGCACCAGACAUGCUGCGUAAACGACACUUUUUCGGGUCUUGUGUGAUUAAUAAUUGUCUUUAUGUCGCUGGUGGCGAAUGCGAAGGAAUACAAAGAACUCUUCGUUCUGCAGAGGUCUAUGACCCCAAUAGGAACCGGUGGAGCUUCAUUGCUGAUAUGAGCACAGCCAUGGUGCCCUUCAUUGGUGUUAUUUAUGACGGGAAGUGGUUUCUGAAAGGCUUGGGAUCCCACCGAGAGGUCUUAAGUGAAGCUUAUAACUCGGAGACAAAUACAUGGUCUCCAGUCAAUGAUGGGAUGGUUGCUGGUUGGCGCAACCCGAGUAUCUCUAUGAAUGGUAGACUGUAUGCCUUGGAUUGCCGUGAUGGUUGUAAGCUUAGAGUGUACGAUGAGUCCACGAAUUCUUGGAACAGAUUUAUUGAUAGCAAGCUUCAUCUCGGGAACUCUCGGGCAUUAGAAGCUGCUGCCCUUGUUCCCCUUAACGGCAAACUGUGUAUAAUUCGGAACAACAUGAGCAUAAGUUUGGUUGACAUUUCGAGCCCCAAUAAGCAAGUGGAAGAUAACCCUCACCUUUGGGAGAAUAUUGCUGGAAAAGGCCACUUCAGAAACCUAUUCACCAAUUUGUGGUCGAGCAUUGCAGGACGAAGUGGAUUGAAGAGUCACAUCGUGCACUGUCAGGUGCUCCAAGCAUGAGACUGUCUAUCUCGUAAUCAUCUUUUGCUUUUCCCUCACUCUAGGCCAAAUACUACUCUCCGUUAAAAUGCCGUUUAGCCCAUCAAUAUUGGUCUUUACCGUUCUUCCAAACCAAAUACUCAAACCAUUCUUUUUCCCCUAAAUCCCGUUCUACCUGUCAACAUUCCGCAGCAGAAGCAGACUUAAAGGGCUUAUAAGAUGGCUACAAUUGGCAACUAGGAUAUUGCCUCGUGUAGGGUCAGAAUUCGAGGCGGUGUUUCUUCCUUUAGAGGUUCGUUCUGCAUGCUGAUCACAGUGGUAAGUUCGUAAUCUGAUGAUUUUGGCAUGCUGAAAUAUUGCACAUUCAUGAAGCGAAAACAGAUAACAUAACUUUUCAAUUUUGUCAGAUUCAUGAAUAGGAAGAUCGAGAUCGAAUAGCUUUGCAUUUGUAUAUCCUCUUCGAUCCAUAGUUUUGUAGCAGUAGCAUGUAAUCUCUCUUGGGUCCUUUUGUGAAUAUCUGUCUCUCUUUAGUCAUAAAGUUCCAUUUUUAGUUGAAUUCUCAGCUUUGUAUGAGUACUUAUGAACCCCUUUUUCUUGCUUCAGCAGUUGUUUUGUGUAUAAAAUGUGAUUGAUCUAUAAUUUUGCAGUGAA
Ipomoea triloba (trilobed morning glory) is the source of this 2203-nucleotide messenger RNA. RefSeq names its product F-box/kelch-repeat protein At1g55270. The record is from RefSeq and is a predicted model, not a curated record. The transcript has 3 exons. Gene Ontology annotation, molecular function: protein binding. Lineage: Eukaryota; Viridiplantae; Streptophyta; Magnoliopsida; Solanales; Convolvulaceae. Bases 260 to 1573 code for a protein of 437 amino acids.